Messenger RNA from Penicillium macrosclerotiorum, 2538 nucleotides. RefSeq names its product Multicopper oxidase abr1. Bases 1 to 2538 code for a protein of 845 amino acids. Gene Ontology annotation, molecular function: copper ion binding; ferroxidase activity. NCBI's taxonomy places the organism in Eukaryota, Fungi, Ascomycota, Eurotiomycetes, Eurotiales, Aspergillaceae. The record is from RefSeq and is a predicted model, not a curated record. Gene Ontology annotation, biological process: reductive iron assimilation; cellular response to iron ion starvation. The transcript is spliced from 3 exons. Gene Ontology annotation, cellular component: high-affinity iron permease complex.
AUGGGCAAAUUUAAUCUGCUUCUUCUGGCUGGCGUGGCCGCAAAAUUGGCUGCCGCGAAAGAUGUAUACCUCAAUUGGAACGUGACAUGGGUCAAUGCGGCGCCGGAUGGGUUUGAGCGCCCUGUAAUUGGUAUUAACAACCAAUGGCCCUGCCCCCAGGUCGACGUGGAGCUGGGCGAUCGAGUCAUUGUCGAUGUAUACAAUGGUCUCGGGAACCAGUCUACUGGCAUUCACUGGCACGGGUUUCAUCAAUACCACACUGGCAUUAUGGAUGGUGAUAGCUCGGUGACCCAGUGCCCACUUCCGCCAGGACACCACAUGCAGUAUCAUUUUGAGGCCAACCAAACUGGAACGUACUGGUAUCAUUCUCAUAAUAUGGGCCAGUACCCCGAUGGUUUUCGUGGAGCAUUCAUUGUUCAUGAUCCCAAGCCGCCAUUCCAUUACGAUGAUGAGUUCACAAUCACUCUCAGCGAUUGGUAUCACCGAGAGAUGGCCGACUUGCUCCAUGAAUACCAGUCUCAAGAGAACAUGGCUGCCUUUGGCGGCCACGAGCCUGUUCCCAACUCCGCGCUGAUCAAUGACUCGAACAAGAGUAAAAUCAAAGUCUUGCCCAACAAGACUUACCUUGUUCACAUUGUCUGCAUGGGAAAUUGGCCCGGUCAUACUUGGGUCUUUGACGGACAUGAGAUGACCGUUGUUGAAGUCGAUGGAGUGUAUAUUGAACCGUACGCUGUGGGCAAAAAGAUGCUUCGUGUGGCUACCGGGCAGAGGAUGGGCGUAUUGAUCCACACAAAGCCUGAUACAACCAAGAAUUUUGCCAUUUGGGAUACCAUGGAUAUCAACAUGAUGUUUAUCUACGAGAAUCGCCCUAUUCCAGCUAACUACAAUCCCAACGUGACUGCUUGGCUUGUGUACGAUGAGGCUAAAGCCCUUCCUCCGCCACCCGUCCUCACCGAAUUUGACUUUGCGGACGAUCUCGCAUUUGUUCCUCUUGACCGUCAGGCUCUGCUACAGCCGGUGAACCACCAGAUCAUCCUUGAUACUUUUGACACCGAGAUCAAUGGGAUCAUGCGCUUCACUGUUAAUAACAAGACCUAUCUGCCCCAGAAGGUUCCCACGUUGUACACUGCCAAUACCAUUGGCAAGGACCUUGCUUCUAACCCCGAGGUAUAUGGACAGGUCAACCCAUUUGUUGUUAAGUACGGCGAGGUUGUUGAGAUCGUGAUUAACAAUCAUCACAACAACCUGCACCCUUGGCAUUUGCAUGGUCACCAAUUUCAAGUCCUCCAGCGCUCUGACGUCAAUGGUGGCUUCUUCACCGGUGCCUACUAUCAGAAUGUUUCCCAAACUCCUGUUCGUCGCGACACGAUUAUGGUGCAGAACAACGGCCAUGUUGUUCUGCGGUUUCGCGCCGAUAAUCCUGGUGUCUGGCUUCUCCACUGUCAUAUCGAAUGGCAUGUCGAAGCUGGUCUGAUGGCCACCAUAAUCGAGGCACCAGAGACUUUCCCCCAGUCUGAGGCUGCUCCUCCUCAGAGUCACUAUGAUGCUUGCGCCGCUUAUCCCGACCCUACUAAUGGUAAUGCUGCUGGUAAACAUGGCCUGGACAUGACUGGAGCGAAUACGGAGGUUUCUAUCGACAAUCAUGGCGCUAUGUACGAAUCGAAACCUGUUCAAUCUGCUCCUCCGGCGCCUGCUUCUACUCCAAAGCAGCCCGAGACUUCGUCAGCACCACCUUCACCUCCUGCUCCCCAAACAACCACUUCCGCUUCGCCUCCGGAGCAGCCUCCUGUACCGAAGCCCACCCACACCCAUCAGCCUCCGCCCCACCAGGCACCUGCUCCUGAAGCACCGGCUCCCCAGCCACCGAAGUCUGGUCAGUCGGCUCCUAAGCCCCAAUCGCCUAAGCCUGUAGCACCAGCUCCUGAACAGCCUGCGCAACAGGCACCGACUCCUCAACAGCCUGCUCCACAGGCGCCGGCUGCUCAGGAGCCAGCGCCCCAGCCUGUUCCUGAUGUGACUCCUGAGUAUCCUGCCCCUCAACCGGUUGAAAUCGUCCCAGUUUAUCCUGUCCCUGUGGCCCCGCCACCACAUGACCAGCCCAUCUAUGUUCAUGAGCAUGAUAGCAAUGGCCCGUGGCCUCACCCUCACACCGACAAGGGCCAUGCACAAGUUGGCGAUGGGCCUCAUGCGGCAUUCGCCGACUCACAGGAUACCAAAGGCCUGUGGCCUCAUCCUCAUGAGAACAAGGGUCAUGCACAAGUCGGCCAGGGGCCAGCGGCCGACUUUGCUCACUCUGAAGAUAGCAACGGCCCGUGGCCGCGCCCUCACACCGACAAGUCCGAUGCUCAGAUCGGUGAUGGACCUAACAAUCAGCCCAUCAUUGCUCACACUGAGGAUACCAAGGGCCCGUGGCCCAACCCACACAAUAAUAACGGCUAUGUUAAGGAGGGUGGUCAUAUAAUUAAGAAUCCUGAUGACGGACCUCACGACCUCCCGAAGGACUACCAGUACUGGGAGCAGUAUGAGCAUCAGCAGUAA